Messenger RNA from Juglans regia (Persian walnut), 1342 nucleotides. RefSeq names its product meiotic recombination protein SPO11-2. The transcript is spliced from 11 exons. The record is from RefSeq and is a predicted model, not a curated record. Gene Ontology annotation, biological process: meiotic DNA double-strand break processing; reciprocal meiotic recombination; meiotic DNA double-strand break formation. Gene Ontology annotation, molecular function: DNA topoisomerase type II (double strand cut, ATP-hydrolyzing) activity; DNA binding; ATP binding. Gene Ontology annotation, cellular component: nuclear chromosome. NCBI's taxonomy places the organism in Eukaryota, Viridiplantae, Streptophyta, Magnoliopsida, Fagales, Juglandaceae. Bases 20 to 1168 code for a protein of 382 amino acids.
ACACGGUCCACUCCACAAAAUGGGAGAUCUACGUAAAUCCUCAAUGAGGUUCUUCUCUGACCAAAAUCUUUGCUAUGCCGAUAUCCUCCCUCCUUCCGAGAUUCGAGCUAGAAUCGAAGUGGCGGUGCUCAAUUUCCUCAGGAUUUUGGCCUCUCCUACUCCUGCGAUUUCCGAUCUCCCUCUGAUCAAUAGAAGGUCGAGCAAUAGUCGAGCGAGCAAAGGACUGUUGACUCAAGUGUCAUGUGUUUUUCUCUCUCACUCCUUCUGCACGAGGUCUUUAAUGAGAGCUAAUACCGCUAAAGCCUUUAUUCGUGUGUGGAAGGUGAUGGAGAUGUGCUUUGGGGUUCUGGUACAAGAAAAACGCGUCACGCAGAGGGAGCUCUUCUACAAGUUGCUUUGUGAUUCUCCGGAUUACUUUACUUCUCAAUUGCAGGUUAACAGGACGAUCCAAGAUGUUGUAGCAUUGCUUCAGUGUAGUCGAUACAGUCUUGGAAUCAUGGCAUCUAGUCGAGGACUUGUUGCUGGGCGCCUGUUGCUGCAGGAGCCAAACCAAGAGGUUGUGGAUUGUUCCGAGUGUGGAUUGUCUGGGCAUGCUAUAUCUGGUGACCUGAAUAGGUUAGAGACUUUGAUUUUGAAUACGGAUGCACGGUACAUCAUUGUAGUGGAAAAGCAUGCAAUAUUCCAACGGCUGGCCGAGGACCGUGUGUUCAAUCAAAUUCCAAGCAUUCUUAUCACAGCCAAAGGGUAUCCCGAUAUUGCCACAAGGUUUCUUCUUCACCGACUGGCCCGUGCUUUUCCGGACUUGCCGAUUUUAGCUUUGGUUGACUGGAAUCCAGCCGGAUUAGCUAUUCUCUGCACCUUCAAGUUCGGGAGUAUAGGAAUGGGCCUGGAGGCAUAUAGAUAUGCUUGCAACGUGAAAUGGUUGGGACUUCGAGGAGAUGAUCUGGAGAUGAUACCUGAACAAUCCCUGGUUCCAUUGAAGCCAAGGGACCUGCAAAUUGCUAAAAGUUUGUUGUCCUCGGAAGUCUUGCAGGAGAACUAUAGACGAGAGCUGGAAAUAAUGGUUCAGCAUGGUCACAGAGUAGAAAUCGAAGCUCUGUACUUCCAUGGAUAUGAUUAUUUAGGGAAAUACAUAGCAAAGAAAAUCGUACAAGCCAAUUACAUCUAACAAUGGUCCCUGAUGGGUAUAGAAAAAAUAUUGUUCAAGGAAAUGGUGGCGAUAGAAGUAUGCGAGAGCAUAGCUAUCAUGUAACGUACGUGUAAUCAGCACUAGCUGUUGGGCGGUUUCGGCUGUGGGCCGUGGCGAGAGAAGAGAGAGACCACGAUGUACAAAACGAUUGCA